Molecule: messenger RNA, 822 nt
Organism: Trichoderma aggressivum f. europaeum
Lineage: Eukaryota; Fungi; Ascomycota; Sordariomycetes; Hypocreales; Hypocreaceae
Exons: 3
Coding region: 1-822 (273 amino acids)
Molecular function (GO): 4-hydroxy-4-methyl-2-oxoglutarate aldolase activity; oxaloacetate decarboxylase activity
Source: RefSeq, a predicted model, not a curated record
AUGGCCCAGUCCCAGCCGUCGCCGCUUUCCAGCAGCAUCAUUGCGCAGCUCGAAAAGUACUCGGCGUGUGAUAUCUCGGACGCCCUGCUCAAGCUCAAAGUCCCCGGCGCGGGCUACGUUGCCGACCUGGUAGCAUACAGCCCGCAGCAAGCGAGCCAAGCCACUCAGUCACGGGUCACCGUCGCUCCUGUAUUCACAGUCUUGUUUGCUCCAAAGGGGCAGCCGGCCGGCCUUAGCGAGGGCGGUGGCAGCCUCCCGCCGCAAAACAUCCCCAAGGAUGUCCAUUGGGCUGAUUUGGCCGAACCUGGCACCUUUGCCGUGCUCAAACAACCGCCGGGUCAAACAAACGCCGUCUGCGGCGGCAUCAUGGCUCUCAGGAUGAAAGUCCGCCAGGUAACGGGUAUCAUCGUUGCCGGAAGAGUGAGAGACCUGGGCGAGUUGAGAAGCACCAAUCUGCCUAUCUGGGGCUACGGCACCUCCACCGUAGGAUCUGGCGGCAGCAGCAUGCCCUGGGCGACCCAGGUGACGGUCCAGGUCAACGGGGUCGACAUUAACCCAGGCGACGUUGCUUUCAGCGACCCGGGCAACGGAGUUGUAAUUAUUCCCCGAGAUAAGAUCGACCAGGUUCUAGAGCUUUUACCUGGUCUCGUUGCUGCAGAUGACAAGGUAAAGGAAGACGUUCUGAAGGGCAUGUCGGUCUAUGAAGCGUUCAAACUACAUCGAAUAUUCAGGAGUUUCACCCCUCCCCCCUCUUCUACUCUUACCUGCGCGCAUCGUGUUUUGGAAGAACUUGGUUACGAAAAGAUUCUCUAUAUCUCAUGA